Molecule: messenger RNA, 396 nt
Organism: Hibiscus syriacus
Lineage: Eukaryota; Viridiplantae; Streptophyta; Magnoliopsida; Malvales; Malvaceae
Exons: 2
Coding region: 1-396 (131 amino acids)
Source: RefSeq, a predicted model, not a curated record
AUGACCAACGCCGAGCGUAAACGACACCAUAUUGCCUCGGACAGAAAACGCCCAUUAUGUGCGGAACCGAUGCAAGACAUUAACCAUUUACUACGCCUUUGUCUUUCGGCGGUAGUGAUUUGGAGUGCAGUAGUGAAGCGCGAUCGUUUGCAAGAGUUCCUGCAGAUGGAAAUGAAAGCAUGGAUAACAAUGAACCUGAGGGAAGUUUGUUGGUCAGAUCGAAAACUGGGAUAUCCUUUUUGGCGCAAUCAUAUGGAACAUUUGGCUCCAGCGCAACAACCGGUGGCAACCUCCACCAAAUGGGUGGCUCAAGGUGACUCGGACGGAGCUCGACAAAAGGAAUCUGGCCUCGCAUCAUGUGGAAGUGUGGUUAGAGAUCAUGAGGGGGUUAGCUAA